Cylindrotheca closterium is the source of this 552-nucleotide messenger RNA. The record is from the annotation of a GenBank genome assembly. NCBI's taxonomy places the organism in Eukaryota, Bacillariophyta, Bacillariophyceae, Bacillariales, Bacillariaceae.
AUGUUUGAUACGACUAAUCUUUCGCUUGAAGCUCGCACUAACUUGACUGCGCUUCUCCUCGGAGCCACCAUUGUGGUUGUUGGCGCCAUUUUUCGUAUACCCAGCUUUGUUGAAAACAACGCUCAACCGGUGUUUGGCCUUGCAUUCAUGUCCUCGUUGAUUUUCAAAUUUGGGAGCAUUCAUGCAUUUGUCAUGCACACGAUCUUCCCUGAUCAUGACGACUCCCAACCCAAGGAGACCAUGAACAAUCAAGAAGAACCCACCACCAAGAACGAAACCACUGCUGCUUUCGUCAGUCCUGCUGCCAAGGAAGCGUCCAUUCCAAAUCACGAUAUCCCUACUACCCAUUACCAACCCAACGACAUUAUGAAUCAACCCAUAAAGGAAGCCCCUGUCUACAAUAUUCCUGUUGCCAAGAAAGUGGUGUCUACCACUCCAAACAAACUUAUCAAGAAGGAGAAAAGAGAGGCGGCCAUCAAACGUGCUAAGGAGUCUAUGAAAAGAGACAAAGAGAGAGUCGAAGCCGUUCUUGCAAAAAAACAUAUCAGCUAG